Glycine soja is the source of this 1590-nucleotide messenger RNA. Its product is annotated as probable S-adenosylmethionine carrier 2, chloroplastic. The transcript has 13 exons. Gene Ontology annotation, cellular component: mitochondrial inner membrane. Gene Ontology annotation, biological process: transmembrane transport. The coding region runs from base 276 to 1169 and encodes 297 amino acids. NCBI's taxonomy places the organism in Eukaryota, Viridiplantae, Streptophyta, Magnoliopsida, Fabales, Fabaceae. The record is from RefSeq and is a predicted model, not a curated record. Gene Ontology annotation, molecular function: S-adenosyl-L-methionine transmembrane transporter activity.
AGGUAAAACACAUUUGGUCGAGGGUUUGGUUUUUCCACUUCGCCGCAACUCGUAUGGGAGGACACGAAACUGGUUAAAUUGUUGGAGAGUUUUUGUUUUGUUAGAUAAAGCUUUGAUCUUUGGCUUUGCACAUUGCCAAUAACCUCCAAAAGUCCCCACCCAGAUUCAAUUGCCUAAAGGUUCUUCAUGCUGUUCCUUUUCUCUAGAAUGAGAGAUUGAAUAAUGGGUAGUUAACGAAUGUCAAACCGUAACGUACAGAUCCAUUGAAGUCUAAAAUGUCUGUUCAAAAGGAUCAAGAUAAGUUCUUCUUGUCCAUCAGUCAAGGAGAGAAAAAACCAUUUGACUUUUUACGUGUUUUAUAUGAUGGUUGCAUUGCUGGAGGUGCUGCUGGUGUUGUUGUAGAAACAGCUUUAUACCCCAUUGAUACCAUCAAAACUCGACUACAGGUUGCUCGCGACGGAGGGAAAAUUGUUUUGAAGGGUCUGUACUCUGGGUUGGCUGGAAAUAUUGUUGGUGUCUUACCAGCUUCAGCAAUUUUUAUUGGUGUGUAUGAACCCACAAAGCAGCAAUUGCUAAAGUCAUUGCCUGAAAAUCUCAGUGCCGUGGCUCAUUUUGCUGCAGGUGCUAUUGGAGGCAUUGCUUCUUCUGUUGUUCGUGUUCCAACUGAGGUUGUUAAGCAAAGGAUGCAGAUUGGGCAAUUUAAAUCAGCCCCAGAUGCUGUCCGUCUUAUUGUUGCUAAUGAGGGUUUUAAAGGUCUUUUUGCGGGAUAUGGAUCUUUCUUAUUGCGAGAUUUACCAUUUGAUGCUAUAGAAUUAUGCAUUUAUGAGCAGCUCCGUAUUGGGUAUAAAUUAGCGGCAAAAAGAGAUCCUAAUGAUCCAGAGAAUGCUAUGCUUGGGGCAGUGGCUGGUGCGGUAACUGGAGCAGUUACAACUCCUCUUGAUGUAGUAAAGACCAGAUUGAUGGUUCAGGGAUCACAAAACCAUUACAAAGGCAUUUCUGAUUGUGUGAGAACAAUAGUUAAAGAAGAAGGAAGUCAUGCUCUUUUUAAAGGUAUUGGGCCUAGAGUUUUGUGGAUAGGAAUUGGAGGUUCAAUAUUUUUUUGUGUUCUUGAGAAGACUAAGAAAAUUCUUGCUCAGAAACGGCACUCCAAAGCUGAGACUCAGAAUUGAGUUUCUUCUAGGCAGGGAUUAAGCUGAUGAUGAUGUUGCAAUGCACAUUUAGUUUUAAUUCCAUGAUUGACAUUGAGCCAGUUUUUGUUCAGCUUCUUCCUCUGCUUCAUUCCUAAAUUGGUGCCGGGCCUAAAAGGGUUCAGUUCAAGACAAGCCCUUAAGUUAGGACCUGGAAAUUCAAGCCUCAAUUGAAAUUUGGGCUUUGUCAUAAAAGCCUGAAUAAAAUCUGGGCCUGCCUGGAGUUUUCUCUAAAUAGGCUGACAAAGCAGAGACUGUAACAAAUGUAAAUUUAUUUGUUUUUUUUUUCAUCUUUUCUAUUUUUGGACUGCAGAAAAUGAUUCUCACAGUCUCAUUUGUUUUAUUCAAAUACUAAACAAUAGAGAGCAGGGUUAUUGGAUGAAAUAAAUUGGAGUUCAUAAUA